Messenger RNA from Macadamia integrifolia, 1019 nucleotides. Its product is annotated as cilia- and flagella-associated protein 20. The record is from RefSeq and is a predicted model, not a curated record. NCBI's taxonomy places the organism in Eukaryota, Viridiplantae, Streptophyta, Magnoliopsida, Proteales, Proteaceae. The coding region runs from base 187 to 756 and encodes 189 amino acids. The transcript is spliced from 6 exons.
GCCAGACCGGUCUGGUUCCAAAGUUUCGUCUUUCCGUUCCAAAUUAAGUAAUCACACAGUUAUUGUAACUCGAAAUCCUUCUCGAAUCCUCCUUCGUCCUCGCGAGUCUGCGACUUUUCUUCCCGCGGAAAGAAAUACAGAGUAACUCUAUAGGAAGGAACAAGUUGUCAUUUUCUUUCUGGGAAAAUGUUUAAGAACACAUUCCAGUCUGGGUUUCUAUCCAUUUUGUACAGCCUUGGGAGCAAGCCUUUGCAGAUAUGGGAUAAAGAAGUUAUCAAUGGCCAUAUUAAAAGGCCACAAGAUGAAGACAUCCAGUCCAGUGUACUUGAGAUUGUUGGAUCAAAUAUCCAAUCAACAUACAUUACAUGCCCAGCAGAUCCUUCGGCCACGCUUGGUAUAAAGCUUCCUUUCUUGGUUAUGAUCGUAAAGAAUCUAAAGAAAUACUUCACAUUUGAGAUCCAAGUGCUGGAUGAUAAGAAUGUCAGGCGACGUUUCAGGGCUUCUAAUUUUCAAGCUGUGACACGAGUGAAGCCUUAUAUCUGCACUAUGCCCUUGAAGUUGGAUGAGGGGUGGAAUCAGAUCCAGUUGAAUCUUGCUGAUUUUACACGGAGGGCUUAUGGCACAAACUAUGUUGAAACUCUGCGUGUCCAGGUCCAUGCAAACUGUCGCCUAAGGAGGAUAUAUUUCUCUGAUCGCCUUUAUUCAGAGGAAGAGCUCCCACCGGAAUUCAAACUGUACCUUCCAAUGCAAGCAUAGAACCUCAAUGAGAGCUGCAGAAUCAUACAAUCUCUGGAGGAGCUGGUCUUGGAGAUCUGAACAAACUUGGGGCUUACUAUUUUCCCUGGUUGCCUAGAUUUCAUGUAUGCUAGAUGUUCUUCCCCUUGAGGAAACAAUAGCAAACACGCUCUAGAACAAUGUUAUGUUUGAUCAGUUGUAUCUUUUUAACAAUGUAGGUGUAUCGUUUGAUCUUCUUAGGUAGCUGAAAUGAAAGCGACAUUCCAAAGGAUGUGGGGAUACAA